GCAGCACAUCCCGAGCCUGCAGCACGGCCAGAACCUGCAGCAGAGCCAGAACCUGCAGCAGAGCCAGAACCUGCAGAGCGAGCGCCAGGUAGGACAGCUGCAGCCUGCAGCAUGUCCACGUGUGCUACACCACGCCCACAGAGGCUCCCGGCAGAACGGAGAACCAGAACCAGAGAGAGAAGAGCAGCAGACGGAGGAGCGGAGAGGAUGAGGCGAUAACGAAGGAACGAUGAGAACGUUCAUGCUGCUGCAGAGUUCUGCUGCUCUGCUUGUCCUCCUGCUCUGUGGUCUUCUGGGAGGUCCAGUCCUGUCCAUCUGUCCAUCGGUGUGCCUGUGCAGCGGGGGCCACCGUGUGGUGGACUGCUCCUCACGAGGCCUAACCAAGCUGCCUCCUGGUCUGCAACACAACAUCCGCUCCCUUAACCUCUCCUUCAACAGUCUGCAGAGACUUGGCAGCCAGCUCAGCAACUAUGGCCACCUGCGAACGCUUGAUCUGUCCUACAACCGCCUGGAGAGUCUCCCCACCGCACUGCCGAGGUCUCUGUGGGACAUCCGAGCAGCCGGGAACCAUCUACGCUGGCUGGACAAAAAUGACACCGCAUACCACUGGAACCUGAAAGCCCUGGAUCUGUCGGACAACGACCUGGAGAGAGUGGUCUUCAUCAACAACACGCUGCUGAGCCUCCAAGCACUCAACCUCAGUCAGAACCGGUUCUGGACAGUGCCCACAAACAUGCCUCACAACCUGGAGAGCAUUGAUCUCUCACACAACUAUCUGGCGCAGAUCUUGCCUGCGUCGCUGGACCGGCUCCCGAGACUGGUUCACCUUUACCUGCAUGCCAACCGUUUCUCCUGGUUACCUGAGCAGGUCUUUGAUAAGCUGACGGGCCUGGAGAUGAUAACACUCGGAGACAACCCUUGGGCUUGUGAAGACGAAGAAAAUACGACACAGCUCCUCAAGUGGGCGGAGCAAACCCGUGCUACUGUUUUAGGAUGCCCCUGCUAUAUCAGUCCAGUCUGUGGACAGAUCCAGACGGGGACGGUGGGGAGGGAACGGCACUCGGCUCUGUUCACAGAGCCGCCCUUUUGGGGCAACGGUCCAGAUGUGGAGUAUGAUGGAGAGUCACCAGCGCAUACUGCCGUGGUCACGACCAAUUACCGAGGGAAACCACAUGAGACUGGCAUCCUUCAGGACAAACGCGGUGCAACUGGACCUGGGGACCAAGUUCUGGAGGGGUGGACUCCACCCCCACACUCCAGCACCACGGCCCGCAUGCCGUCGUCAACCAUAAAGCCCAAGAUCAGCAGCACCAAGAACCGAAGCCACGCAGUGGUGGUCAAGAUUCACACGGUCACUCUGGCAACUACAGUCAUGACAGCGGUAUUCACCAACUUCUGGACCUCCUUUUAGUGGAUACGCAAAGAUCCCAGUCUGGGCCUGAACACUGAACGCUACGAUGGACGCCCCUCUGGUGUGUCCCUGAGGUAGAAGAAGUAGUGCAUGUUGAUGUAAGACUCGGUCUGCGUGAACAUGUGUGGACCAUAUCCAACACCAGACCGGGACCAGGCCGACUGUGUUUCAAGAAAAAUAUGAUAAAAACUUGACAUGUCAACUAAGUCCAACUGUAAGAUGUGAAAUAUAAUUAAAAAUAUGCCUUUGGCAAAACAGUGAGGAUAAAAAUAAAUAAUAAAAUCUCAGAGAGAGAGAGAGAUGGUCCAUCAGAAUUUUAUCAUUGGUUACUCAGACAAACGGAAAAAAAUGGAGAAGCUAUGAGAGUCCCUGUUGACCGGUCCAAACCAUGUACCGGGGGGGGCGACAAGCUUAAACUGUCUUAUAGUCUGCUCUUCCUGCUGUCCAGAUAGUAAAUGGUCUUUAGCUGUCAUGACUCCAGUUUUCAAGGCAAAUGUAUUUGUAUAUUACAAUUCAAAGACAAUUAAAGCUUGGUUUAACAUUUAAACAAAAAUAAAUAAUCAAAGAAAGAACAAUUGUUAAACUCAGUGGUUAAAAUAUGAUCCAGGUUUGAAACUCAAGUUUAAAAGUACCAGUGGAGGUUUGGAUCUUUAUUCAGGUGCAGCUGAGAGCAGGUGAGUCUUUAACCUGGACUUAAAUAAACUGUUUCAGCUGAUCUGAGGCUUUCUGGGCGUUAGUUCCCGACAUGUGGAGCAUAGAAGCUGAACGCAGCUUCUGCAUGUCUGGUUUUGACUCUGACUAGUAGCAACUAGGCUAGGUCAAACCAGGACUAGCAGAACUGUAACCAGAACUAGUACAAAUCAGGAC
Molecule: messenger RNA, 2278 nt
Organism: Cololabis saira (Pacific saury)
Lineage: Eukaryota; Metazoa; Chordata; Actinopteri; Beloniformes; Belonidae
Product: oligodendrocyte-myelin glycoprotein-like
Exons: 3
Coding region: 230-1411 (393 amino acids)
Biological process (GO): neuron projection regeneration
Molecular function (GO): protein binding
Source: RefSeq, a predicted model, not a curated record